Klebsormidium nitens is the source of this 2468-nucleotide messenger RNA. Lineage: Eukaryota; Viridiplantae; Streptophyta; Klebsormidiophyceae; Klebsormidiales; Klebsormidiaceae. The record is from the annotation of a GenBank genome assembly.
GCUCUGGCCAGGUGGCUAAGUUGUGGCCCGUUGCGCUUUGCAAAUUGCAGGCAGCUUCCGCCAUAGGCAUAGAUACUUUAAGAUAGGUAGAUAGGUAGUCAUUCUGAGGCUGGCUAAGAAAGGCUCGCACGAAUUUCUUCAAAGGCCAGAGGGUGGUGCAACGAGGGACCUGGUCCUCCACCGGGGCGCUUCAGGGUGCAUUCUGAGUAGCACGGUCUAUGGCUCUUGAUUUUGAGAGCAAAUGGCACUGUCAAGUCUUGUGAAGUCACCAAGCUUACAGCGCUUGCUCUCCUGGACUGUGGCGAGGGGCACCAGGGCGGACUCAUUCUGCACUGGAGGACACCCCUUGAAGCCAUCAACAAGGACAUGCUCCAGAAAGCAGCUCCUUGUUUCUCCAAUUAGAAGCUCCUCAUUGCAAUUGUUGUCAAGACAGAGUCCUUCUUGGAACAUAUCUGAUCAGCGCUUGCAAAACAAGCAAACACUUUGCGGUGGUGCACAGGAAGGGGCCAGGAAAGCGAGUGGUCUGAACGGUGGCAAACUCCGAGUCCUCGCUCCAAGUGCAAGAGCAGUCAACAAUCACACUGUCAGACCAUUCACCUCGUCAUCCAGACCAGAAGUAGACCCGGCCAUGCACGCACUGCUGGGUGACCUCGCAAGCCAAGCCCCCGCCUUCCCCAUCAAUGGGGAUAAUAUCAAAGUACUCUCAUCCCCCAGCGAAUACUUCGAAGCACUACUAGAAGGGAUCACAAAGGCGCGCUACAGGAUCGUGCUGGCUUCUCUGUAUCUAGGCACGGAUGAGAUGGAGCAGCGACUGGCGGAUGCGGUUGGGGAAGCAGCCGCCGCAAACCCCGAACUCCAGGUCACGUUGCUGUUUGAUGCGCUUCGAGGCACGAGGCCGACCGGGGGCAAAGAUGGGACCCCGACAUCCACUGCUGACCUCAUUUGCAAGUCUGUCCUGAGCAAAGCAGGGAGCUGGGUGAAAGCCAGCCUGUAUCACACACCCGAGUUGAGCGGCUUUUGGAAGCGGUUCUUGCCGGCACGGUACAAUGAGACUGUUGGGAUCAUGCACCUGAAGGCGUACGUGUUUGACGACACCACGCUGAUGAGCGGGGCAAACCUGAGCACAUCUUACUUCACUGACCGACAGGACCGCUACAUGCUUUUAAAGGACUGCCCCGCCCUCGCGUCCUACCUCACCGGUCUCGUUGACACCGUCUCCCACUUCUCCUACCCGCUAGAACCCGACGGCACGCUCGGCCCCCCCCCUUGCGGCGUAGACCCUAUCACGGACCCUGAACGCUUCAAACAAACCGCGGGGAACGCCGUUCGGGACUUCGUCAAAACGGCCGCCGAUGUCAGCAAGGAGCCUCUCACCCCUCCAGGCGAGCAUAGCGUUUCCCCAUCGAAGAAGUCCUUACGAGAACGCCUGGAGUCAGAUUGGACGGCUUCAGGAGGUCUUCUGCUCGAUCGGACGGCUGCGGAUACGUGGGUUCUGCCGACCGUCCAGAUGGGGCCGCUCGGCGUCCGGCAAGACGAACGCGCGACUCUGAGCUUCUUCCGGCGCCUUCCACGUCAUUCGUUAGUGCAUCUGGCCAGCGCGUACUUCAAUCUUGCGGCGCCGUACGAGGAGGCCCUGUUAGAGGCGCUGCACGAGUCGCUCCGCGUGAAAAUAGUCACAGCUGCCCCAACAGCCAACGGCUUUUACGGCAGUAGAGGGCCCUCGGGGCUGAUCCCCGGGGCGUACUCUCUCAUGGAGCAGCGGCUGUAUGAGAGGGCGGGGGGAGACCACCAGGCGGGGCUGGAGAUCUUUGAAUACAGCCGGGAGGGGUGGACGUUCCACGCAAAGGGGCUGUGGCUUUCACUGGCUGCAGAGGACGGGCGUGCCUCAGAAAACGGACGCGCUUUGCAGAACGGAAGCGUGUCGCGGACCGGACACAUGUCGCAGAACGGAAGCGUUUUGCAGCACGGAAGUGUGUCGCAAAACGGAAGCGCCUCACAGAACGGGAAUGUCUCGCCUAAGGGAGGCUCCUCGUCGGCUCCAUGCCUGACGACCAUUGGGAGCCCGAACUUUGGUUUCCGGUCGCUAGAUAAGGACCUCGAGUGCCAGCUCUGGCUGCUGACGAGCCAUGCGGAGCUGCGAGAGCAGUUGAGACAUGAACGGGACCGGCUAUUUGAGCAAAGCGCACAUGUGAGCCAAAGCACGUUUGAAGCGGGCGAGAGGAAACCUACACUCCUAGUCAAAGUGGCGGCAGCUCUUUCCAAAGGGCAUCUCUGAGUUUGGCUAACACCAAGGAAAACCGGACAACGGCCUUUUAUGCGACAUAGAUAGAACCCCGGCGCAUUAUAUGAUGCCGGGCGAGCUUGCCUCCAAUUUCUAAAAUUUUGUAAGCACUACCUGUAAGUUCAGCUCUGGGUCGUCGCGCAGCAACUUGCAUUGAUUGCACCCAUUUUCACUCGCUUUCCGAGGC